AUGUCCUCGGCCAAAGUGCCUUUGCUGAAGGCAAGCUCCGAUUUGGAUUUCGUGGCAGGCGAGGACUUGCUUAAUGUCCUUAACGGCCCCGUGCCCAGCUAUGUCAAGACGCUCUUCGAGGCCAUCGUGAAGUGCACGCGCCCGGAGAGCUCCACAGAGACCUGGCAACAGAUUCAGUAUCUCUUGAAGGGGGACAAGAGUUUCAUCGCAAAGCUGCAAAUGUUCGAGCCGGAGGCCAGCGACAUGCAUCGCAUUCGGGACAUCCUCCACUCGGAGUUGGAGGUCACAUCUCUUCCUACCGAGUUCAUGGCCCUGUUCUCGCCUGCAUGUGUGCUGCUGCUGCGCUGGUGCCAUGCACUGGGAGAUGUUUGCGGCUGCACUUCCUCGUUCUUACCAGUGGCGCAGGGCAACCUACUUGCUGCACAAGCGAUGGCCCAAGAGGCCCGAGAUGAGCGGGCAAAAAAGGACAAUGAGGAGGCUGGGGCCAGAGCGGCCAGAGCAGCCAGAGGAGCCAGAGGAGCCGGAGGAGCAGCAAGAGAGGCUGAGCGCCAAACCUCCCAGGCGUCUGCUUCAGCCGAGGUUUCUCAGGAGAGAGGAUGCUUUUUGAAGCUGAAGUCCUUGCUCUCCGGUGAGGUCUUCGCAACCUUGGAGGGCGCCCUACCGACCUGGACCUACAAGGACAUCUUGGAUCGCUUCAUUCCCCUCCUCCCCCCAGAGGCCGGCGCCAUCACGCUCCUUUCAAGCGAUCUGGAGCCCAUGGAACGCUACCACGCGACGCUGCAGUCCCUGGGCCUCGACUGCGUGGAGGAAUGCGAGCUUCACUACAAAGUGGACUCGGCUCUGGCUUCCUUCAGAAGCAGCGAAAGGCCAGUAGACCAAGCAGACCGAGACAAUGUGCAGAUCGAACUGGACCACCGUGUACGUGCCACCCUUGAGCAGGCCCAGGAGGAAAUGAACUGCCUGGACAAGCGUUCUAUCGUAGAGGUGAGGGCAAUGGCUCGGCCACCUGUGGUUGUUUGCUUGAUCAUGGAGGCCGUUGCAAUCAUCCAGCAGCAACCUGUGGGCAGCUGGCGGGAGAUGUCCAGCAUGCUGGGGAAACCGGAUUUUCUCGACAAGCUGAGGAUGCUUGAUGUCGAUACCGUGCCGCCAUCAGUCUGGUCUCGCCUGGAGUGGUAUGUCAACCACGAGAGGCUAGCACCCGAGGUGCGGACCCUGUGGGAUAUCAUCAAGUACGAUUACAUUGGCUACCACUUCCUGAACGCCGACAUCAUCGCAGACAAGAUUGGAACCAUCUGUGAAGGGUUUCAGCACGUCCACGCCGACAGUGCGGACUGUCACCACUUGAGGGAAGAGCUGAAGAUCCCGCCUUGGCUGCAUGCCCUCUCUCUGCUGGCACCCGUGUUCGGCCUCCUUGGCUUUGUGGUGCUCACGCUGAGAUUAUGGAGCUUUGUCGAGCUGAACCGCAGCGUAGCACAAGGCACCAACGAGGACGUUCGCGUGGAGGCCAGGGAGCGAGAGGCGCUACCUUGGAAGUUGGCUCCGAGGUUGGAGUGGGUGGUCAUCAUCCUCGGCACGCCUCUGAUCUUCAUUGUGGCCUGGCACUGA
This is a messenger RNA of Symbiodinium natans, 1605 nucleotides long. The record is from the annotation of a GenBank genome assembly. Lineage: Eukaryota; Dinophyceae; Suessiales; Symbiodiniaceae.